AUGGCAACGUUGCCUCCCCCAGGACCUCAGAGUUUUGUCUAUUUUACAAAACAGUCUCUUGCCCUCAUCGAACAACGUAUUGCUGAAGGAAAAACAAAGGAACCCAAAGAAGAAAAGAAAGAUGAUGAUGAAGAAGGCCCGAGGCCAAGCAGCGACUUGGAAGCUGGCAAACAGCUGCCCUUCAUCUAUGGGGACAUCCCCCCAGGCAUGGUGUCAGAGCCCCUGGAGGACCUGGACCCCUACUAUGCAGACAAAAAAACUUUCAUAGUAUUGAACAAAGGGAAAGCAAUCUUCCGUUUUAAUGCCACCCCUGCUUUGUACAUGCUGUCUCCUUUCAGUCCUCUAAGAAGAAUAUCUAUUAAGAUUUUAGUACACUCCUUAUUCAGCAUGCUUAUCAUGUGCACUAUUCUGACGAACUGCAUAUUUAUGACCAUGAGUAACCCUCCAGAUUGGACCAAGAAUGUAGAGUAUACUUUUACUGGAAUAUAUACUUUUGAGUCACUUGUCAAAAUCCUUGCAAGAGGCUUCUGUGUAGGAGAAUUCACUUUCCUUCGUGACCCAUGGAACUGGCUCGAUUUUGUCGUCAUUGUUUUUGCGUAUUUAACAGAAUUUGUAAACCUAGGCAAUGUUUCAGCUCUUCGAACUUUCAGAGUGUUGAGAGCUUUGAAAACUAUUUCUGUAAUUCCAGGACUGAAGACCAUUGUGGGAGCUCUGAUCCAGUCUGUGAAGAAGCUCUCUGAUGUCAUGAUCCUAACUGUAUUCUGCCUGAGUGUGUUUGCCCUGAUCGGGCUGCAGCUCUUUAUGGGCAACCUGAAGCAUAAAUGUCUGCGGGAUCCGCUGGAAAAUAAUGAAACAUUACAAAGCAUAAUAGAUACCCUUGAAGAAGAAGACUAUAAAAAAUAUUUUUAUUACUUGGAGGGAUCUAAGGAUGCUCUCCUUUGUGGUGUGAGCACAGAUUCAGGUCAGUGUCCAGAAGGGUACAGGUGUGUGAAAGCUGGCAGAAACCCUGAUUAUGGCUACACAAGCUUUGACACUUUCAGUUGGGCCUUCUUGGCCUUGUUUCGGCUAAUGACCCAGGAUUACUGGGAAAACCUUUACCAGCAGACAUUGCGUGCUGCUGGGAAAACCUACAUGAUCUUCUUUGUUGUGGUGAUUUUUCUGGGCUCCUUUUAUCUAAUAAACUUGAUUCUUGCCGUGGUUGCCAUGGCCUAUGAAGAACAGAACCAGGCAAACAUUGAAGAAGCGAAGCAAAAGGAGUUAGAAUUUCAGCAGAUGUUAGAUCAUCUUAAAAAAGAGCAAGAAGAAGCUGAGGCAAUUGCAGUUGCAGCAGCUGAAUACACAAGUACUGGGAGAAGCAGAAUGAUGGGCUUCUCUGAGAGUUCCUCUGAAACAUCCAAACUGAGCUCUAAAAGUGCUAAAGAAAGAAGAAACAGAAGAAAGAAAAGGAAUCAAAAGAAGCUUUCCAGUGGGGAAGAAAAGGGAGACAAUGAGAAGUUGUCCAAAUCAGAGUCAGAGGAGAGUAUCAGGAGACAAAGUUUCCACCUUGGUGUUGAAGGUCAUAGACGAGCACGUGAAAAGAGACUGUCUACCCCUAACCAGUCACCGCUCAGCAUUCGAGGCUCUUUGUUUUCUGGAAGGCGCAGCAGCAGAACAAGCCUUUUUAGUUUCAAAGGUCGAGGGAAAGAUGUUGGAUCGGAGACUGAAUUUGCCGAUGAUGAGCAUAGCAUUUUUGGAGACAGCGAAAGCAGGAGGGACUCGCUGUUUGUGCCCCACAGACCUCGGGAGCGGCGCAGCAGUAACAUCAGCCAAGCCAGUAGGUCUCCCCCAGUGCUGCCGGUGAAUGGGAAGAUGCACAGUGCCGUGGACUGCAAUGGUGUGGUCUCCCUGGUUGAUGGACCCUCAGCCCUCAUGCUCCCCAAUGGACAGCUUCUGCCAGAGGUGAUAAUAGAUAAGGCAACUUCUGAUGACAGCGGUACAACCAAUCAAAUACAUAAGAAAAGACGUUCCAGUUCUUACCUUCUUUCUGAGGAUAUGUUGAAUGAUCCCAAUCUGAGACAAAGAGCAAUGAGUAGAGUAAGCAUAUUAACAAACACUGUAGAAGAACUUGAAGAGUCCAGACAAAAAUGUCCACCUUGGUGGUACAGAUUUGCACACACAUUUUUGAUCUGGAAUUGUUCUCCAUACUGGAUAAAAUUCAAAAAGCUUGUCUAUUUUAUUGUAAUGGAUCCUUUUGUAGAUCUUGCUAUUACCAUUUGCAUAGUUUUAAACACAAUGUUUAUGGCUAUGGAGCAUCACCCAAUGACUGAUGAAUUCAAAAAUGUACUCACUGUGGGAAAUUUGGUCUUCACUGGGAUCUUUGCAGCUGAAAUGGUCUUAAAACUAAUUGCCAUGGAUCCAUAUGAGUAUUUCCAAAUAGGAUGGAACAUUUUUGACAGCCUUAUUGUGACUUUAAGUUUAGUGGAGCUUUUUCUAGCAGAUGUGGAAGGACUGUCAGUUCUGCGAUCAUUCAGACUGCUUCGAGUUUUCAAACUGGCAAAGUCUUGGCCCACACUGAAUAUGCUGAUAAAGAUCAUUGGCAACUCAGUGGGUGCUCUGGGUAACCUCACCUUGGUGUUGGCCAUCAUCGUCUUCAUUUUUGCCGUGGUCGGCAUGCAGCUCUUUGGCAAGAACUACAAAGAAUGUGUCUGCAAGAUCAAUGAAGACUGUACACUCCCACGCUGGCACAUGAAUGACUUCUUCCACUCCUUCCUGAUUGUGUUCCGCGUGCUGUGUGGAGAGUGGAUAGAAACCAUGUGGGACUGUAUGGAGGUUGCUGGUCAAGCCAUGUGCCUUAUUGUGUACAUGAUGGUCAUGGUCAUUGGAAACCUAGUGGUCCUCAACCUAUUUCUGGCUUUAUUAUUGAGCUCAUUUAGCUCAGACAAUCUUACAGCAAUUGAAGAAGACAAGGAGGCAAACAACCUUCAGACUGCAGUGGGUAGAAUUACGAAGGGAAUAAAUUAUAUGAAACAAACCUUACAUGAAUUUAUUCUCAAAGCAUUUUCCAAAAAGCCAAAGAUUUCCAAAGACACAGGAAGAGAAGAUCAAAAUAGUAAGAAGGAAAACUGUAUCUCUAACCGCACACUUGCUGAAAUGAACAAAGAUCGCAAUUUCCACAAAGAAAAAGACAAAAUCAGUGGUUUUGGAGGCAGCGUGGACAAAUACUUGAUGGAAGAAAGUGAUUGUCAAUCAUUUAUUCAUAAUCCCAGCCUCACUGUGACAGUGCCCAUUGCACCUGGGGAAUCUGAUUUGGAAAAUAUGAAUACUGAGGAACUUAGCAGUGAUUCAGAUAGUGAAUACAGCAAAGGGAGAUUGAAUCGGUCGAGUUCCUCUGAGUGCAGCACAGUUGAUAACCCUCUGCCAGGAGAAGGAGAAGAAGCGGAGGCUGAACCUGUAAAUUCAGAUGAGCCAGAGGCCUGUUUUACAGAUGGUUGUGUGCAGAGGUUCCCAUGCUGCCAACUUGACAUAGAGUCAGGAAAAGGAAAAAUCUGGUGGAACAUCAGGAAAACCUGCUACAGAAUAGUUGAACACAGUUGGUUUGAAAGCUUUAUUGUUCUCAUGAUCCUGCUCAGCAGUGGUGCUCUGGCUUUUGAAGAUAUAUAUAUUGAAAAGAAAAAGACCAUUAAGAUUAUCCUGGAUUAUGCUGACAAGAUAUUCACUUAUGUCUUCAUUCUGGAAAUGCUUCUAAAAUGGGUAGCAUAUGGUUAUAAAACAUAUUUCACCAAUGCCUGGUGUUGGCUGGAUUUCUUAAUUGUUGAUGUUUCUUUGGUUACUUUAGUUGCAAACUCUCUUGGCUACUCAGACCUUGGCCCUAUUAAAUCCCUUCGGACACUUAGAGCUUUAAGACCUCUAAGAGCUUUAUCUAGAUUUGAAGGAAUGAGGGUGGUCGUGAAUGCACUCAUAGGUGCAAUUCCUUCCAUCAUGAAUGUGCUACUGGUGUGUCUUAUAUUCUGGCUAAUAUUUAGCAUCAUGGGAGUAAAUUUGUUUGCUGGGAAGUUCUAUGAGUGUGUUAACACCACAGACGGGUCACGCUUUCCAACAAAUCUAGUUCAAAAUCGUUCUGAUUGUUCCGCACUGAUGAAUGUUAGUCAAAAUGUACGAUGGAAGAACCUGAAGGUGAACUUUGAUAAUGUUGGACUUGGUUACCUGUCUCUGCUUCAAGUUGCAACAUUUAAGGGAUGGAUGGAUAUUAUGUAUGCAGCUGUUGAUUCUGUUAAUGUAGACAAGCAGCCCAUAUAUGAAUACAGCCUCUACAUGUAUAUUUAUUUUGUCAUCUUUAUCAUCUUUGGGUCGUUCUUCACUUUGAACUUAUUCAUUGGUGUCAUCAUAGAUAAUUUCAACCAACAGAAAAAGAAGCUUGGAGGUCAAGACAUCUUUAUGACAGAAGAACAGAAGAAAUACUAUAAUGCAAUGAAAAAGCUGGGAUCUAAGAAACCACAAAAGCCAAUACCUCGGCCAGGGAACAAAUUCCAAGGAUGUAUAUUUGACCUCGUAACAAACCAAGUUUUUGAUAUCACCAUCAUGGUUCUUAUCUGCCUCAACAUGGUAACCAUGAUGGUAGAAAAAGAGGGACAAAGUAAAUACAUGACUGAUGUUUUAUACUGGAUAAAUGUGGUUUUUAUUAUCCUUUUCACUGGAGAAUGUGUGCUGAAACUGAUCUCCCUCAGACACUACUACUUCACUGUAGGAUGGAACAUUUUUGACUUUGUGGUUGUGAUUCUCUCCAUUGUAGGUAUGUUUCUGGCUGAGCUGAUAGAAAAAUACUUUGUGUCCCCUACCCUGUUCCGAGUGAUCCGGCUCGCCAGGAUUGGUCGAAUCUUGCGUCUGAUCAAAGGGGCCAAGGGGAUCCGCACGCUGCUCUUUGCUCUGAUGAUGUCCCUUCCUGCCUUGUUUAACAUCGGCCUCCUGCUCUUCCUGGUCAUGUUCAUCUAUGCCAUCUUUGGAAUGUCCAACUUUGCCUAUGUUAAAAAGGAAGCUGGAAUUAAUGACAUGUUCAACUUUGAGACCUUUGGCAACAGCAUGAUCUGCCUGUUCCAAAUUACCACCUCUGCUGGCUGGGACAGAUUGCUAGCACCUAUUCUCAACAGUGCACCACCUGACUGUGAUCCAAAAAAAGUUCAUCCUGGAAGUUCAGUUGAAGGAGAUUGUGGGAACCCAUCUGUUGGGAUAUUCUAUUUUGUCAGUUACAUCAUCAUAUCAUUUCUGGUUGUGGUGAACAUGUACAUUGCUGUCAUCCUGGAGAACUUCAGUGUUGCUACUGAAGAAAGUACUGAACCCCUAAGUGAGGAUGACUUUGAGAUGUUCUACGAGGUUUGGGAGAAGUUUGAUCCUGAUGCCACCCAGUUUAUAGAGUUUGCCAAGCUUUCUGAUUUUGCAGCUGCCCUGGAUCCUCCUCUUCUCAUAGCCAAACCAAACAAAGUCCAGCUCAUCGCCAUGGACCUGCCCAUGGUCAGUGGGGACCGGAUCCAUUGUCUUGACAUCUUAUUUGCUUUUACAAAGCGUGUUUUGGGUGAAAGUGGAGAGAUGGACUCUCUACGUUCACAGAUGGAGGAAAGGUUCAUGUCAGCAAAUCCUUCUAAAGUGUCCUAUGAACCCAUAACAACUACACUAAAACGAAAACAAGAGGAUGUCUCUGCUACUGUCAUUCAGCGUGCUUACAGACGUUACCGCUUACGGCAAAAUGUCAAAAAUAUAUCCAGCAUAUACAUAAAAGAUGGAGACCGAGAUGAUGGUUUGCCCAAUAAAGAAGAUAUGGUGUUUGAUAACAUUAAUGAGAACUCGAGUCCAGAAAAAACAGAUGCAACCCCGUCCACUGUCUCUCCACCUUCAUACGACAGUGUAACAAAGCCAGGCAAAGAGAAAUAUGAAACAGACAAAACAGAAAAGGAAGACAAAGGGAAAGAUAGCAAGGAAAGCAAAAAAUAG
This is a messenger RNA of Neomonachus schauinslandi (Hawaiian monk seal), 5961 nucleotides long. RefSeq names its product sodium voltage-gated channel alpha subunit 9 (gene SCN9A). The transcript has 26 exons. The record is from RefSeq and is a predicted model, not a curated record. Gene Ontology annotation, molecular function: protein binding; voltage-gated sodium channel activity. Gene Ontology annotation, biological process: membrane depolarization during action potential; sodium ion transmembrane transport; neuronal action potential. NCBI's taxonomy places the organism in Eukaryota, Metazoa, Chordata, Mammalia, Carnivora, Phocidae. Gene Ontology annotation, cellular component: voltage-gated sodium channel complex; axon; plasma membrane. Bases 1 to 5961 code for a protein of 1986 amino acids.